AAACAACACACAUACAUAAUUUAUGCAAUAGCCUUCAUAAAAAGGGGAAACCUGUAACAAGUUCACGGCCAUUGACCAAGUGUAUAUUUAACUAUAUUCCUUUACAUUAAUUUAUGAUUAUUAUUGUAUCCCUCAUUUAUAUUUUUUUGUUUCUCGCUCAUUUAAUCUACUAGAUGUAUUCAGCAACAAGUUACAAGAGCAGUGCUUAUGACGAAGAUUUUGUUAUGACACCAAUUAAAUGUCCACCACCAAAGAUUGUAGCUGUUAAAAGAUCAUUAAAGAGAAAAAAGAAAAAUAUACUUAAAAAUAUCAUGGAUGAUGAUGAUGACUCGGAUGUUAAAGAUGAGAUUAUGAGUAUCGAGAGUUUUGAUGAAAGUGAUGCAAAAGAUCUCAUUGAAUUUGAAAAGGAAGAACCGUUAAUAGAUCUAAGUGAUAAUUCAAAUGAUGAAAAUAUCCAAGACACCGUAAAGGAUAUGAAUGAGAAAAAUUCCAACAGUAGUACAAUAACAAUGCUUUUGGAUCUACUGGAAAUUGGAAGUAUAAUAACGAGCAGUGGUAAGAAUGAAAUGGCAAUAGUGGGGAGCUGCGCAGAAGAUGAUAAUUAUGAUACACUUCCUACAUUAGGAAAGCAAAAGAAAAUAUCAUCAUCAUUGAAUGAACUUCCACUGGAUGCCCCCAGCGCAUGUGCAAAUGUGGAUACUGGGAAGACUGACUUGUCUAGUAUUCCAUCACUACCACAGCCUUUAUCAGCAAUCCAACCAGAAAAUUCAUCGAUUGUGAAAAAAUAUUCAAUUUGUUUAGAAAAACUAAAAGAAUUUGAUGAUAAAAGUAGUCAAAAGUUAAGAGAAAGUGAUUUCAAGUCUGAGGAUAAAGUGUAUAAAGGAAUUGAUAAAAGUUUUAUCGAUUUCGAAAGAUUGCAAAAAAAAUUCACACAAAAAAAUCUAGAAGAAGAAAAAUCAUCCAUUUUCACAUCGAUAUUAAGAAAAUCUUCCUGUGUUAAUGAAAGUUCAAAAAUCUUAUGUUGUUCAAAUAACGAUUGCAGCAAUUGUUCCACAUCCAGUUUUAUUAAUAGUAAUGAAUUUCAAAAACCUCAAUCGUCAUCGUCAGUAGCAUCAGUUGAAGAAGACAACGACCAAAAAAUUUUCAAUACUGACUUAAUUGUGAAAGAAGACAAAGAAAAGGAAGAAGUUGUAGAGCAACAGCAGUUGCAAUUUAAUAAUAAUAAAGCUCAAUUAAUUAAUUCGUUAGGAAAAGAAUCAAAAGUUGUGGUUGAGGAAUCAAGUGAUAAAAAUAAUAAUCGUGAAUCUGUGUGCAAUCAAAACUUUUCAUUAUUUUCAAAGUCAGAUGAUAGUGAUGGUAAAGUUUUAAAGGACGUCGAAGGAGAAUUAAGAGAUAAAGCUGCAGUAUCAUUUGACUUUCUCUCAUCAAAAACAUCACAAAGAAAACUUCCACCAAAGUUUUAUAGCUCAGCAACAUCACUAAAUCAAGAAAGUUGCUUUGAGGCAAGCUCAAGACUAAAAAGAUUAGAGGAGCGAUUCAAAGGAUUCUCGUACACUAAGAAACUUUUGCGAAGUUCAAAGGUCUUUUCUAAAUCCGAGGAAAUUCUUAGCUCGGUCGGAAAGGAUAGAGAGUUCAAGUCACAGUUUUAUAGUGGAAGCAACACAACUGAUUCAUUGAACUCCUCAUCUCUUCUACAAUUUCCAUUGACGACAUCUUCGACCUUGUCAGAUAAUUCCCUUAGGUAUGAGUGCGAUAAUAAAGAGUUGAAUUAUGGCACAACAUCAAAACUAUUAAUAAAUAAUGAUCGAGAAUCUACGCCAACAGAAUCUAAAAACAAUACAAGUAAGACAUUAGAGGACAUAAAAUUUGAAGACAAAAGUCUAUUGCCAGCAUCAAAUUCACUUCAACGACUUCAAUCGCCAGAAUCAUCUACAGAAUCGGAUGAAAUUUGUAAAAUAUUUCGUGAAAAGGAUAAAAAGUUUAUAGUUUGUGACGAGGAUAUAGUAAAUAAUAAUGUUAAUAAUGAUCAUGAAAACAUAGAGUGUGACGAAGAUUGUAGUUUUGUCUAUUUUGAGGAAGAUCCUGAGGAUAGAUCAGUGUCAAUUUGUGAAGACGACGAGGAAUUACAUGAGAAACUCAUUCAUAGCAUAUUCAAUGACAUUUCAUUCUCAAAUUGUGAAUUUGAUGUUCAGACAUUCCAUAAAUUCUUAAAAGAAUCAAUUGAAGACAAAAGCAAUCACGAACAUUAUUCAGAAGACGAAGACGACGACGAUCUAAAAAGUGAUGAGAGUGAUUUCUUUUGUGAUUGUUUAGUUGAAGCAGUGCCUUUGUGUCAUCAAACAUCCACAAAUAAUAAUAAUAAUAAUAUCAAAAUGCGUGAAACAGGUGCAGGAAAAUUAAGGGGAUUGCUUAAGGCACCUAAUCGACCACCACCCGCUCGUAAAAAUCGUGUAGUAUUCGAUGAGACGCGAAAUGAAUUUUUUGAAGCCGAUUAUAUAAUUUUGAUACGUGAAGAUUGUCCUUACGAUGAAGAGGACGAAGAGCCAUGUACGUGCGGAGAUCAUGAGCUUGUUCGAAUUUGUUGUGAUGAGGGAUGCAAUUGUGGAUACACAGAUGCUGAUGAUGGACGCACACCUCCGAGUCCAAAAUUCGCCCCACCAAUAGAAUUUGUUGAUCAAGCAACUUUAAGUCCACCAGAAGGAUACAAAGACGGUAGUUUACUUGACUCUGCAUUAUCAGAUGCUUUAAGCAAUCAUGUAUUUGGUGCUCAACAUAUUCAGCAACUUCAAGUUAUUCAAAGACUUCAACAGCAACGUGCAGCUAUGCUAGCGGCACGAGCAGCUGCAUCUAGUCAACAACAGACGCCUCAAACAACACAACAACAGCAGUCAAUUCCAAUUCAGCAACAACAACAGCAGCAGCAACAAAUUCCCCAACAACAAAUACAGCAACAAAAUGUCAUUAUCGAUCCACAGCAGCAAGCAGAAAUAUGCCCUGAAUGUACACAAUGCUCGGAAUGUGCUGCCGCCAAAUUGGCUGAAUUGGAAGCUGGAGAAUGUGACUCACAAUGUUCAGAAGAAGCAUCACCCAUGGAAGUUGCACCACCACCGCAUGUCUUAACGAUUGGAUCUCUUGUUCCUAUCCAAAAAUCGUCACCUGAACGUCGUGGUCAGAAGGAAAUUGUAGCUGGUGAGGAACGUCCUAAAUUCCUUACAACACCGACAACGACAAAGACUGAAGAUUCGCAAGCUGAAGAUUCAGAUCAACCGCCACCAAAGCCACCAAAAGCUGUAACCUUGCAACCGCCUGCUUUACCCGAAGGACGUAGUAGCAUUUAUGUGAGCUCACAGUCUGUUGAGAAUAUGAAGAAUGAUAUGAAUGCAACAAUUAUACCAAAGUUUAAUGUUAAUGGAACUGCUCAGGCUAUAACGGGAAUACUGAAAGGUGGAAAACUCAGAAAGACUGAUUCAAUUCAGAAUGACGAAAUGAACAGUACAACAUCAGACGAGGAAACGAGCUCAAGACGAUCUGUUCGAUUCAAUGAAGAGUCUGAAGGCGAGAAUCAGACAGCAGAUGCGAAUGCUACGGAUGAGGAAGGAAAGCCCAAAUCUGAGCAAUUGACAGAUUAUGUGACGCACAUGUCGCUGAAGAGACAUUCAAGCUUAUUCCAUAAUGCUUUAAGACCUAAUUCGGCAGUUCGUCAAUUGUUCCCUGCAAAAUCACCACCAUCAGCACUUACGGCUGAAGCCCUAAAAGCUUUCGAGGAAUCGAAACGAUCCGGAAAUCUCUUAACCGCAUCACAAACGAUUACGUCAGCUGGUUCGAGUAGCUCGACAAGCACUAGUCCAACGCCUUUGAGUCAAGUCAGCUCAUCCGAUACAGAUACUCUUAUUAAACGAUCCAUAGAAAGAAAUGCAUUAAGACGUUCACUUAUCAAAUACGAGCCAAAGAAAAAGGUUGUAGCAAAAGAAUCGACAUCACUUGAGGAGAGAAUUAGACAAUUGACAUGCGACAUUGAUGAGCCGCUUGAUAAUGAAGGAAAUAGUCCUAAUAAUAUAAACGAAUUAGAGCGUCGUGAUAGUCCGGCUGGUGAAGAGACACCCCAACAAGUAAAAUUCGAAAAGAGCUUCUCACCAUCAUCCUCCGCAUCUAGUUCAUCAAGCUGCUCAACUGGUUCUACAUAUAAAAAGAUUACAGACUUAUUUAAUAAAGACAAACGACAAGAGAGAAUUCCCGAGACAGAUGAAAAUCCUAUUGUUAUUCAAGAUUGUCGAUGUGGACCUGAUCUUGGUAUUGGAGUUCAAAUACAGCAGACAGGACAUUCUCAUCAUCCCCCACCACCACCACCUCGUAGUGAGACAACAAAGAGACAAUUUAAUACAUUGGCAUCGCUUACAGCAUGUGUUGCUGGACAACGAGAUGAUUUCUCCUAUUAUAUUGCCUCAAAACCAGGUGAUAGAACUUCAACAGCAAGUUCCCAGACGGGUGAUCAAUAUAGUAUAGGUGAUAUAGAUGCAGCACUUCAAGAUGGAGAUGGAAAGAAAGUAGCACCAGAUGUUAUAGCUGGCACGCCAAUGAAUUGUACCCCGGGACAAGAGCAAGAUGAAUUGGUGUCAUUUGCUCAGCAGGAAGCAAAUAGAAUGGAACGAAUUAAAAAACGAUAUAGCUCAGAUUCAGCACCGCCAUCGGGUGUCAAUUCGGAUGAUGAUGAACAAAAUGAUUAUGGAUUUAAUAAGAGACCGUCUGUGCGCGGUAUUAAGCCUCGUUUUGGAUCAACGAAUGAGAUUUUGCAACAAAUGCAGGAUCAAUUAUCUCAGCCUAAUAUUCAAACGACUACGGCAGUCAAUAAUCAAGCGGUAAAUAACAACAAUAGUGGAAAUCAAAUACAAUCGAAUACAUUACCUAGGACGAAUGCUUCUACGGGACAACUUCAAAUGACAAAUUCAAAACAGCAGCAGCAGCAGCCACAACAACCACAACAAAGUGGAGCUCAUCAGCAUCAACAUAGCGGAUCAUGGAGCUAUUAUCCUCAAACGGCAAAUGAUCAACAAGGUGUAAAGAAAGUGACUGGAGAUGCAUAUGGAAAUUACUAUCAUUUGCCGGCACAUGCUCGGCAUAGUUAUCAUGGAGAAGCUAUUUAUCAAAAUUGUCACACCAUGACCGUUCAGCAAACUCAACAAGCAAUUAUUCCUGGACACAUUCAUCAAAAAAUAAUACAGCAACCUCAUACUGCAGCCAUUCAUGCCAUCCAACAUGCUCAACAAAUUAAUCGAUUUAGUCAUUUUGCACGCAGUCCCACAAGACGACCAGAAUCACCACCACCGUUAAGAAAUUAUCAUCAAAUGGUGUUGAUACCAUAUAAGUCUGAUGCUAAUGGAACAUAUACCGCAUAUGGAAUUGCUGGAGAAGGAGGGGGAGGAGGAGGUGAGAACAACAUUUAUCAACGUCAGUUGGUUGAAUUUCAACAGGUAAAUGAAAGUAAAUCGAUGGUAACAAAUCCAGAUUUACAGAUUUUUGACGAAAUGCAGGUUACGCAACAAACAAUUAGAGUUCCAGUUGGAUGGAAUCCAAUUCCUGGUAUGCAAUUACAUGUUGUACGUCCAAAUUCAGCAACGCCUCAUUAUGCGACAUUACCCCGACAAAAUUCAUCAUCAGGAGUUGGAACGACGCCUACCAAUAAAUUUAUGUACACAGACAAACCACUCGAAACGCGUGGCGUGCCUGAAGGUGAAGCAAGUACAGGCCAACAAACAGAUUGUAUUAAUAACAUGAUACCGUCGAGUCAGGAUGGAGAAAGCAAUAACAAUAAUACAGCUGGAGGUACUGUUUUUUAUGCAAUGAAUAUUUGACAGGGCCAGUAAGACUGCAAUUGUCAUUUGAUUGCAGUUCCUUAAAAUUUUCGCAAGACUUACUAUAUCUGUCUAUUGAAAUUGGUUGUUAUAAAUUCUUUUGUAGAGACAAAUAUUUUUUUUUGUCAUCUUGAAAUCAUGAGGAUGUGUAAGAAAAUGUCACAGACUAAACGUGAAAAAUUACUUAAGGAAAAAUACAAUAUGUUAAAUAGAUUGCAAUCGAACUUUUGGGAUAUAGGGAAAUGAUACAUCAAAGACUUAUUCAUCUGACAUCUCAUCUUCUAUCUCUGUACUGAUUUAUAUCCAUCUCAAAAGUUCAACUCAUGUUUAAAGAGAGAAAAUACUCAAGAAAUGGGUAAUAUCUUCAGACUCACGGAAAUUGCUAUAGAAACUAUAUAUAUAUAUAUAUAUAUACAUUGUUAGAGCAACAAAAUUUAAUUUCUGAAAACAGAAAAAAGAUUAUAUAUAUUAUGAUGAAAUUGAAUCGAAUUUAGGACACGAAAUAUGAAAUAUGAAAGGAUUUGUUGAAGCUGAUUAAGGCUCAAACUUCACAUUACAUUACAAAUAGUUGUUUUUUGCAAAUUAAAAUCGAAGAAAUUUUUGAACCUCCAUGAAAAUAAGGAACAAAUAAUAAUACAAAAGAUGUAAAAUAAACAUUUUAUGAGUGACAUUGUACUUAAUCGAGAUUUAAUUAAAGUUUUUUGAAAAUUUUAGAAGAUCAUAAAAAAUAAUACAAAGAAAAUGAAAAUUAAAUGUAAAUUGAUUUUUUUUAUUUCCCCCAACACGACCAAAAUAGCUCAUUUAAGCUUGAGGAUAAGAAAAGACAGUAUCAAAUAAAAAGGAUUAUUUUUUUUAUUUUGUGAAGCUGAGGACGAAAUAACAUAAAAGAAAGUUAAAAACAGUUCAUGAAAUAUUGAAUAGAUGAAUGAAGCUAUGGCAUGAAAGAUUUUUAUUCUCAAUGUGACGCCUCGAUGAGAACUUAUCAAUUUUUUAAAAUAGUAUUACGAAUUAUGGUGAAAAAACAAUUUUAUUUUCAAUGUGCCUAGAGUAGUCAUUUUAUUAUAUUCGAUGAAAAUCAUCAUUAAGAAAAUUUGAUAAAUUAUGUAUAGAAAUCACCGCGAAUCCGAUAACAUUUGCACAUUUUUGGCACAACUGAUAGUUAAAUUUGUAACGACUUUUUUAAAAUUGAAAAUUAACUGAAUUGAAAUAAUUUUCAAAAUUUAAAUGACGGAUAAUUUUUUUAUCGGAUUAUUUAGAUAAAUUCUUACCUUGUUUUUUUGCUAUAAGCUAGUAGCUUAGAAGAAUAAAAAAGUGAUUUUUUUUGGCUCACUAGUAGCUUAGAAGAAUAAAAAAGUGAUUUUUUUUGGCUCACUAGUAGCUUAGUAACGAGUAGUCAUAAUGCAUUGAAACUGAUUCUUAGAAAGUUGAAAAAGAUUAAUUAAACUUUAUUUUUGGUAGUAGCUUAGGGGCCGUUCUUUUAUUACGUUACGCAAGAAAACGACUUUUUUUCGUGAACUUUUUUUUUUAAAAGACAGACGACAGUUUGAACGUUACAUACUUCUUGACACCCCCCCCCCCCCCCCCCCCAUUUUUCAACCCCCCCCCCCCCUCCCCCAUAAAAUGCGAACGUAAUAAUUGAACGGCCCCUUAGUAAAGAUUACAAAAAAUUUUGAAGUUCAAAAAAAACUUUACUAAGCUAGCAGCUUAGUAACGAGUAGUAGCUUAUAACGAAAAAACAGGGUAGUUCAAAUUAUUAAAAGAAUCCAGUCAGCCAAAAUGUAUACAAUAUUAACAGUUGUGCGAGACAUGUGCUGAAUGGUUGUUAAGCUCAAUAAAUUCUAAGUUGAUGAGGAAAAUUGCAUUGCUUCAAUUCGGCUUUUAAGCACCUUACAUUUUCGUGGUAAAUAAAAUUCGCACAAAAAUCGAAUAAAGAAGAAAAUCCAUUUUUUGAGUUAUGAAUGAAAUAUACUGAUAACAUAAUGAGCUCUCAUAGCUUUAAAUUGAAAUUAAAAAAGAUAUUAAAAAAAUUAAUCACACUAGAAAUGUUUAAUACAAAAAAAAAGAAAUGAAAGAAAUUCUAAAAGAUAUUUAUUUUCAAAAAGUUAAACUUAUUAAUAUCAAAAAAAUUGUUUUAUCUUUUAUUUGAAAAGAAGUAAAAUAAAAAAGCACUGAGAGCUAUUGAAAUUAAGUUUUUGCGACAAGAAUUAUCUCAUGAAUCUCAUUUUAAAUGACCGAAAAAAAACUGAUUGUAGAAAAAUAAAAAUUGUAGAACAUUUAAUUUAAGUUUGCAUUAUUAAGAGAAAAAAAUCUUCCAAAAAAUUACCAAAAUUUAUUCAAAUCAAUGUAAAUUAACGAAAUAAAUAAAUAAAUUAUAGUUGCGCAUAUUUAAGAGUCAUAACAAUGAGGAUUAUGAUAAAAAAAAAAAUAAAGUAAAAUAAAUAAGAAAUUAAUAUGAAGUAUCGAAGAAGAGAUAAUUUUUUUUGAUGAUGAUAACAAUGAACAUUAGAGAUGAAAACUUAUAUUAAAUUAAUAUGGCAAAACAAAUGAAAUAAAAAUGAAAAUAUGUUUAUCAUGAA
This is a messenger RNA of Chironomus riparius, 8425 nucleotides long. NCBI's taxonomy places the organism in Eukaryota, Metazoa, Arthropoda, Insecta, Diptera, Chironomidae. The record is from the annotation of a GenBank genome assembly.